AUGAGUGUACAUGCUACAACUGCGGUGGAUUAUUUAAAUAAAUUUAAAUGCGCGUAUUGUAAGGACAAUUCGCAUCCUUUAUAUAAAUGUGAGAAGUUUAAUACGCUCACUUUAAAGGAACGAAAACAUUUCGUGGAACAAAAUAAACUUUGCACCAAUUGUUUAUUUAGUGGUCACGAAUCUAAAGACUGCAAGUCGCGCCAUGCUUGCCGCGUCUGCACUCAAAGGCAUCAUUCUUCAUUACAUGAAGAUGCGCCGCCUCCAAACGUCUUACUGACUACGGAGUCUUCUUCUUCCCCUGAGUUGCGCUCAGUAGCGGAAACCUUCACGCCCACUCCAUUACAUGGAGCUACGGGGCAUCCUUCUAGUAAGAACUGUACGGUCUUACUUACGACUGCGCUUGUAAACUUACGACCCUGGAACCAAGGGCCUUACACGCCGCGGUCCGUUCGCACCCUUGUGGAUCAAGGUGCGCAGACCACGCUCAUUUCUGAGUCGUGCGUCCAACGUCUCGGCCUGCCGCGGUACUCCGCGCCGCCGGGCACCACUCUCACCGGCAUUGGUGGCGAAGUCCAACCACGUGGUUACGUGUUGUGCGAGGUCACACCUCACAACAAACCCGAGCCGAAGCUUCACAUCGAAGCUUAUAUCUUGUCUGACUUGACAAGCUACAUUAAUUAUAUUCCUCAAUCAAUUGGGAAUAUUCGGAAGUUUCAACACCUUCAAAAUCUUGAUCUAGCGGACCCAGAGCUGCGCUCAACACGGCCUGUUGAACUGCUACUGGGAUCUGAUUACCUGGAUAGCAUACUGCUACUGGAUAAUAUCAAGGGCCCACCGGGCACACCCGUGGCCAUCAAUAGCAUUUUUGGUUAUUUGAUAGGUGGUAGAAUUUCAUAUGAAAGUAUGAAACGACUAAGUGUCAACUUGAACACUUGCCAACUUGACAUGAAACUUCAAAGGUUCUGGGAGUUGGAAUCCCUACCAGAACAUCCACAUCUUACAAAAGAUGAAUUACGCUGUGAGUCGAUCUUCGUCGAUACUCACACACGAGAUGCAAAUGGGAAAUAUACAGUUUCUCUGCCCUUCAAGGAGAACGCUCCGCCCUUGGGCGAUUCUCGUGCUAUAGCUCUCUCGCGUUUAACUAAACUAGAGGCACGCCUGUCUCGCGACCCUGCCUUACGUGAGAACUAUAACAAAGGUAUCCAAGAAUACUUAGACUUGGGACAUAUGGAGCCGGUCACUGACUCAGCGAGUCCUGGCACUCCCCCCUACUAUCUACCCCACCACAUUGUGGCUCAGGUUGGGAUGCUGCCCCUCCACAGGGUAUCUGUGACUUGUGGUUUCGGUUCAUCGACGAACUGCCGUUGCUACAAGAUAUUGCGUUACCUCGUCAUGUGCUUCCUAGCACACAUGAAGUGUCACUUCAUGGUUUUUCAGACGCAUCUGAAAAGGCGUACGCCGCCUGCGUCUACAUUCGUGUCGUUGACUCGAACGGUGCCAUUAGCACUCACCUUCUCAUAG
Messenger RNA from Cydia amplana, 1521 nucleotides. RefSeq lists its product as uncharacterized. The coding region runs from base 1 to 1521 and encodes 506 amino acids. Gene Ontology annotation, molecular function: aspartic-type endopeptidase activity. Lineage: Eukaryota; Metazoa; Arthropoda; Insecta; Lepidoptera; Tortricidae. Gene Ontology annotation, biological process: proteolysis. The transcript has 2 exons. The record is from RefSeq and is a predicted model, not a curated record.